UUAUCUGUCAAGAAGGGGCUGAUAUUUUAAGUGCCAGUUGUAUUAUUAAUGACGGCGACUUAUUUCCUUAUUUAAUGAUUAAAUUUAGUUUUGCAUAUUAGGUAGACUGUUUCAAUUAGUUAAAAAUGUCAGGGUUUGAUGAUAAUCCAUUCGGUGAACCUACUGUUGACAAUCCGUUUGCGGACCCAUCAGUGACCCAGGUAACAAAACAUGCCACUAAUGCUACCCAGGGAUUAGAAGACUACAAUCCCUUUGCAGACCAAGCACCUCAGAGAAAUGCAGCACCGGUGAGGGGCGCAGCUAACCCACCCUACCAACCCUCCUCACAGCCUGCUAUCAUGCAGCCCACACAGGAGGUGGCCCCGCCUGCGUAUGCCAAGACUGCGCAGCAGACACAGCCCCAGCAACUGUCGGCCGCUGAGUUCCAGGCUGAAUUAGACCGUCGGCAAGAAGAGCUAGAGAGAAAAGCUGCUGAGCUUGCGAGGAGAGAAGAAGAACUCAGGAAUGCCCCAUACAAUGUGAGGAGAAACAAUUGGCCCCCGCUACCAGAGAACAACUGUUGCGGUCUUCAACCUUGUUUCUAUCAAGACAUCAACGUCGAGAUUCCUGUUGAGUUUCAACCAAUCGUGCGCAACCUGUAUUACCUCUGGAUGUUCCACGCAGCACUGAUGGUGAUCAAUGUUAUCGGAGGUCUGCUCCUCAUCCUUCACAACGCAGACUUCAGCACCUUCGGUGUAGGAGUGAUAUACACUCUCAUCUUCACUCCCUUCUCCUUCAUCUGCUGGUACCGUCCUAUCUACAAAGCCUUCAGAAGUGACAGUUCCUUCAACUUUAUGGUGUUCUUCUUCAUAUUCUUCUUCCAGAUGGUCAUCACCAUCUUUCAAGCCCUGGGACUGCCGGGCGCCGGCACUUGUGGGCUCGCCACAGCUCUGAAGACCUUUGAUGGAACUCCCUCUGGCAUUGUGAUUGGGAUCUUCUUGCUUCUCGUCGCCGCUGGCUUCUGUUGUGCUGCCUUUAUUGAUUUCCUGCUCCUAGCCAAGGUACACCGUAUCUACCGCUCUACUGGAGCCAGUUUUGCCAAGGCACAGCAGGAGUUCACCUCGGAGAUCAUGCGUAACCAGCAUGUGCGUGACGCUGCUGGUAACAUAGUCAGUUCUGCUGUGCAAAGUCAGUUCAACCAACCGCGCCAGCCCUCCUCAAGAUACUAACUACCUCAGGAGAAGGAGUGAAAUGGUUCCAACCCAGCUAACUAGACCACUUUUGGUCUGAAUGCUUUCUCUAUAUGGUUGAUGUAAGUUAUGUAUAGACUGGCUAUAAAACAUUUUGAUUUGACAUCUGAUAAACUUGUCGAUUGUCGUAGGCUUUAUUUAAGUUUUGCCUUCUUAUUUCAAUUAUUUAUUAGUAUUAGUCAUAAAGUAAGUUAUUAAAGACAAGCCUGGUUUGCGUAUAGUAAAUUUAUUAUUAAUGAGUAACCCAAAGAUGAAGGAAAACUUUCAAGUUGAGACUUGUAGUAAGGCUAUAAUGUACUUACAUUGUGAUGAGUUAAAGGUGUUAAGUUAUGUGUAGUUUGUUUCAACCACCACAUUAUUUAUGUGGUUUGUUCGUUUGGAAACAUUGUCAAAAUGUUUAAAUAAAUGUGUUUUUCCAGUAGACUUAUUUCUUGCACCACACACUUGAAAGCAGGUUUAUAAGUGCAAUCGUCAAUAUCAACGUUAAGUCAUUAUGUCGCUUCUGUUCUAUUUUUCAUCUUCAAUACUGUGGCACAAAAUUUUAAAUAGGCUUACAAUUGUGGUAUCAAGAUUGUGCAAUAAUGUUUAUUUCUUGUUCAUCUGUAGGUUAUUAAUUGUGUCUGGAAACCAAUGUAACAAAAGUAUUUAGGUUUGAUACUGUAUUCUGUUUACUGUAUCACCAAGGCAAUGUUACACGGUUUUUGAAACUUCAAGUAAUUGAUCUCCAGAAUAUAUAGAAUACUUUAUGAAGUUUUAAAUAAUGAUAAUAAAGAUUAAUUUACUAUUCACAAUUUUAUGCGAUACAGGAUCUAUAUUUUCAUUGUUCCGGUAUUUAGAAAGAAUUGUGCCAUUCCACUAAACAAAUUAAUUCAUCUAUUGAUUAGAAGAGUCUAUCUUACGACUAUAACAUAUGUCUUGUACAAAGCUAACAAUCAUAAUUGAUAACAGAUAAAUGUACCAUGUAUAAUUGUGUAUCGAAAAAUGUCUAGUUAUAUGAAUGUACGCAUUGUUAUAUUUUAUUAAUAUAUGAAAGCUUGACACGUGUAUAUAAUGUUACAAUAUCAAUCUAUAAUCACUUUUAGUAUUUUAUUAGUUUGCUUUUUGUAUAUUACAUUUUCACUUUACCCCGUUAUUUGUUAGGAUUAUGACUGUCUGUUCCCCUAGUAUGCUUUUCACAAAGUAAUUUGUUGUCACCUAACAUUAUGUUUUUUAUUAUAAAAUAUAUUAAUAAAAGUGGG
Macrosteles quadrilineatus (aster leafhopper) is the source of this 2467-nucleotide messenger RNA. RefSeq names its product secretory carrier-associated membrane protein 1-like. The coding region runs from base 126 to 1208 and encodes 360 amino acids. Gene Ontology annotation, biological process: protein transport. Gene Ontology annotation, cellular component: recycling endosome membrane; trans-Golgi network membrane. The record is from RefSeq and is a predicted model, not a curated record. The transcript has 11 exons. Lineage: Eukaryota; Metazoa; Arthropoda; Insecta; Hemiptera; Cicadellidae.